AUGGCUGCCUCAAUCGUCAAGUGCGCUGCGCUUCUGCUGCUGGCCGCAACAGCCCUGGUUGUGGCAGGGGCUACCCCAGCACCAGCCAUGGAGGGUGCUGCGCACCGCCGGCUGCUCGCCUCCCCCUCUCCCGUGGUGAAGGCUGCUGCAAGCAAGGACGCGCCUGCCAGCGCUGCUGCGCCCGCAAAGGGUGCCCCCGUCGCCAAGGCAGAGCCUGCCAAGAACGAGGAGCCCGCUGAGGAUGAGGAUGACGCAAGUGCCGAUGCUGCCGUGCCUGCCAAGGCCGCCGCCGCGCCCGCCAAGGGCUCCGACGCCGCCGCGCCCGCCAAGGGCUCCGACGCCGCCGCGCCCGCCAAGAGCGCUGCCCCCGCCGCCAAGGGCACCGACGCUGCUGCUCCCGCCAAGGGCGCUGCCCCCGCUGCCAAGGGUGCUGACAUUGCCGCGCCCGCCAAGGGUGCCGCCGCGCCUGCGAAGGGUGCUGACACUGCAAAGGACGCCGACGCCCCUGCGGAUUCCGCCGACGCGGACGACGACAACGCCGCCCCCGACAAGGGCGCCGCCCCUGCUGCCAAGGGCGCCGACGCCGCCGCGCCCGCCAAGGGCGCCGCCCCUGCUGCCAAGGGCGCCGACGCCGCCGCCCCUGCUGCCAAGGGCGCCGACGCCGCCGCGCCCGCCAAGGGCGCCGACGCCGCUGCGCCCGCCAAGGGCGCCGACGCCGCUGCGCCUGCCAAGGGCGCCGACACCGCCGCGCCUGCCAAGGGCGCCGCCCCUGCUGCCAAGGGCGCCGACGCCGCCGCCCCUGCUGCCAAGGGCGCCGACGCCGCCGCGCCCGCCAAGGGCGCCGAUACCGCCGCGCCUGCCAAGGGCGCCGCCCCUGCUGCCAAGGGCGCCGACGCCGCCGCCCCUGCUGCCAAGGGCGCCGACGCCGCCGCGCCCGCCAAGGGCGCCGACGCCGCCGCGCCCGCCAAGGGAUCGGCUGCACCCAAGGGCGAUGCUCCCGCCAAGACUGUCUACGUCACGUUUGGCGCAUACGGUUCCAUCUCCGAGUUCCCGGUGGCUCCCAAGGCGGCCGGCGGCGAAAUGGCGCCGUCCGCCAAGCUUCCAGACGCGCCUGCGCCUGCCAAGAACUCAGCUCGUGGGCGUCGCCUCCACUAG
This is a messenger RNA of Monoraphidium neglectum, 1155 nucleotides long. RefSeq lists its product as hypothetical. Bases 1 to 1155 code for a protein of 384 amino acids. The record is from RefSeq and is a predicted model, not a curated record. Lineage: Eukaryota; Viridiplantae; Chlorophyta; Chlorophyceae; Sphaeropleales; Selenastraceae. The transcript is spliced from 3 exons.